UACCGUUUCCAAGGAGCUGCAGGAACAAAAAUGCCAACCAUUUGUCCACCAAUUAAUAGGUGUGGGACUCAUGGCCAAGGCUGGCUUAAUGGUGUUCAUCCCACAGUGGCUGAGGGUCAAGUUACCAGGCAGGUCUGCUUUCACUGGUCAUCAAACUGUUGUUAUUGGUCCACCAGCAUCCAAGUGAGAAACUGUGGCUCUUAUUAUGUAUAUAAUCUCUCUGGUACACCGUCUUGUUAUUCACGUUAUUAUAUUAAUGAAUGCAGCAAUGGAAACCAUGUCUGUGACGUGAAUGCGAACUGUACCAACACUAGGGGCUCUCACGAUUGCACCUGUAAGAAAGGAUACGUUGGAAAUGGGACAUCGUGCCAAGCUGAGGAGUGUCUAAGCUACUCAAGUCUGACCAGUGCCAACCGUAAAUCCACAAUCCCUAAAGCUGGGUCUGCUUUGUGCGACAAUUCAAUCUCUCAUGGUUGGUAUCGUUUCCAAGGAGCUGCAGGAACAAAAAUGCCAACCACUUGUCCACCUACUCAUAGCUGUAUGGCUGAUAUCACAAGCUGGUUAAAUGGUGUUCAUUCCACAGUGGCCGAAGGUCAGGUUACCAGGAAGGUCUGCUUUCACUGGUCUUCAAAUUGUUGUAAAUGGUCCACCAGCAUCAAAGUGAGAAAUUGUGGCUCCUAUUACGUAUAUUACUUCUCUGCUGUACCUGUGUGUAAUGCCCGCUACUGUAGCACAGACUAGCUGUCUCAUAUAUUCUGUAUAUUACUGCUAAGGUCUUAGAGUUUCUUAUUUCCUUGGCUG
Molecule: messenger RNA, 801 nt
Organism: Stylophora pistillata
Lineage: Eukaryota; Metazoa; Cnidaria; Anthozoa; Scleractinia; Pocilloporidae
Product: uromodulin-like
Molecular function (GO): calcium ion binding; heparin binding
Source: RefSeq, a predicted model, not a curated record